ACAGCGCUGCAAACCCUCCAUAUCUGCCCGGCAGAUGCAGUGAGAAGUCCUAUAUCUCCCAUUUUGAUCAUGGCAGAUCCAAAAUCAGUUCUGAAUCUUGCAGGAUUCCUGCUGUAUUUGGUGAUGCUGCUGGCACAAGCUCCAAAUUAAAAUAAGGUGUUGGCUGUUUUUGCUUUUAUCCUUCUGUACCAAAAAGAAAAGGAGAAGGAAGGGAAAAGCGAAAGUGUCGAGAUGUAAUUAAUAAUUGAUUAAAUAAAUGAAGCUGAUCAACUGGGGAUUUACUAGCUGGUAAGGGAAUAAACAAAGACCCGACGACAAAAAUAAAAGAAGGCCCUUCUAUAUCGAAGGGAAAGGAAGAAGCAACCACUUGCCAUAUGUUAAAAGAGAAGGGAAGAUAGUCAGCUUUGAGGCUAACUAUAUAACUAGCACCAAGCAACAUACCAAGAACAACAACAUACCCUUACUCAAGUUCUUGCCAUCGCUCAGACAUUCUCAGCAGUCUGAUCAAGCUUGAGAGAGAGAAGUAAGGGAAUUAUAAGCAGCACCGUGAGCUGCUACCACACACCAUAUUCUUACAUGACGACAACAAACAUUUCCCCAUCUUCAAUUGUUGUUGAAGUCCUAAGAGGUGAUAACUAUGAUGACUGGAGUGCCUGCAUGAAAAGCUACAUGUUAGCUCAAGACCUUUGGGAUUUUAUUGAGCCUAGUACUGGUCAUCAUGAAGGUGAUCAAGAAGUUGACUCUAAGCCUAUUGAUCAUCAAGAAGGUGACUCCAAGGCAUUGAGAAAAAAGAAUGCUGCAGCUUUACAUGCAAUUCAAAUUUCUUGUGCGCCAAACAUACUUUCCAAGAUUAGGAGCAUCACUUCAGCCAAAGUUGCCUGGGAUACUCUAGCCAAUUUGCAACGACAAAAUUCACCAAGCCACAAAGAGCAAUCUGUUGAAGCAGAGCCAUCAGAAGAUGAUGAGUCACUAGGUUUAGAGCAAUCUGUUGAAGCAGAGCCAUCAGAAGAUGAUGAGUCACUAGGUUCAGAGCAAUCUGUUGAAGCAGAGCCAGCAGAAGAUGAUGAGUCACAAGGUUCAGGAUCCGUGAGCUAUGGAAUCAAUGGUCCCUUGCUAACCCUGUACAAGUACGCUCAUAAAGGAGAUUGGGAUGCCACAAAAAACUAUCUUAGCCAAUACCCAAAUGCAAAAAAGGCCAGGAUUAAACCCUAUGGUAGAACUGCCCUUCAUGUAGCAGCUUGUGCUGGAAAUCUGACAAUUGUGGAGGAGUUGGUGAAGAUGAUGUCGGAAGAAGAAUUGGAAAUACAAGAUGAUGAAGGCAGCACAGCUCUUUUUAGUGCUGCUACUGUGGGAAUCACAAAGAUGGCAGAAUGUUUGGUGAGCAAGAACAAAAACUUGGUUACCUUUGUAAAUGCACAAAAAAGGAUCCCACUUGAUGGGGCAUGUACAGGUAAUAAUAAGGAUAUGGCUCUUUAUCUAUACUCUGUUACUCCAUUUGAAUUUCUUUGUCAAGGCAAUGGCCACCAUGGAUCUUAUUUCCUACAAUGUGCUCUUGGUGCUCAAAUGCUCGAUAUUGCUCUUGAUUUUCUCCAUCGCUGCCCACGUUUUGCUACUACAAUGAAUGAAGUUCUGAGGACGAAUGCUUUGAUUUAUUUGUCUAUGAUGCCUCAAACAUUCCCAAGUGCAAGUCGACUUGCAUUUUGGCAGCGAUGGAUCUAUUCAUGUAUUCCCAUGCAAUCAAUUGCUACAACUGAUGACAAUGUUCGUAUCAAUAUGCCUGAUCAAAGCCUAAGUGAGUCGAAGAACACUAUCCUCCAAGUGUUAAGCAAAUUGCGUGGGUUUGCAAUAAAUCUCCUCGCAUUCUUAGGAAUCAAACAAAUAUACGAUUUGAAGAAGAUCCACAUUUAUUCAGAUAAAAUUCUACGGUGUAUGUGUGAGUACAUAUCAACUCUGGAUUAUGAGGAAUACAUCAAGGCAGAUGUACAUAGAGCAUUCCACAAAGCUGCAAGGAAUGGCAUGGUUGAGUUUAUUAUUGAGGUGGUAAAAGCUUGUCCUCAUGUAAUGACGACUGCAGAUGGCAACGCCAGGAACCUAUUUAUGUCCUCGAUUGCAAACCGGCAAGAAAAAGUGUUCAGCCUUUUCUAUGGACUGGAGUCAAACAGAGCACGAUUUGUUUGCCUCAUGGAUAUCUCUAGAAAUACAAUGCUACAUUUGGCAGCAAAACUAUCACCUCCUUCUCAACUAGCUCGGAUCUCUGGUGCAGCUCUCCAGAUGCAGAGAGAACUACAAUGGUACAAGCCUCUGCAUUUCAGGCUAAAGUCUUUACAUGAAGAGCUGCUUCACCAAAAGGAGUAGUUUUCGCAUUUAUUGCAUCCGGAUGAUGGUUAAGAAAUCUUUUCGUGGCAUCCCGAUUCCAUUCAUGUGCAUGCUUAUUAAUUUCAGGCCAUUGAGUAUAUUCGUUCUGAAUGAGUCCUGCCAGAGUCAUGCUAUCAUUUUAAGAGAAGAAACAGCAUGGGCAUGAUUUUCAUUAAAAUUAUCUGUAGUCUUAGUUAUGUUUCAAAAGAAAUUGAAAAGGCUAAAGGUGUUUGGAGGCUCAACAACAGGCGCAGCAGCAUUGGUGUCUUCUAGAACAGCUU
This is a messenger RNA of Populus nigra (black poplar), 2636 nucleotides long. RefSeq lists its product as uncharacterized. Bases 577 to 2355 code for a protein of 592 amino acids. Gene Ontology annotation, molecular function: protein binding. NCBI's taxonomy places the organism in Eukaryota, Viridiplantae, Streptophyta, Magnoliopsida, Malpighiales, Salicaceae. The transcript is spliced from 8 exons. The record is from RefSeq and is a predicted model, not a curated record.